AUGCAUGCGAAUCAGGAGGACGUCAAACUCUACUGGCAUCCUCCUUGCGUCAAACUCUGUUUGGCCCAGGGUGGUGUGGUGAUCAAGUGCUACGUGAAUCUUGACCAAACCGUACGAUGGCAUGAACCUCUGUGGUUAUUGCAGGACAUGCAUUGUACGCUGAUUCUCUCAAGCGCAGUGUUGCUAGCCGUUUGCACUGGAGCGCAGCCGCCAAAUGUAGGAGGAGUGAUUGUGCCGGAAGGCAAAUCUGAGUUCUUGAAGCCGGAGGCAAAUAAGGAUAAAUGUCUCGAUGCUAUUGAUGAGCUCACUGACAUCCUCACCCGCACAAGGGAAGCGUUGACCGAUGCACAGGGCAAGGAAGGAACAGCAACGCAGCUUCGGAUUGAUAUCGACAAGACGGCCGGCAAGGUAUCCGGAAUAAUCAGCCGAGUGAAUCAGUUCCGUAAUCGGAGGGAAAUGCAGCUGGUCAAUGCCGCUUCUGAUGAUGCUGCUGCACCAGAAAGCCAAGAUCGUUGCCUAAGUGCACUCGGUGACCUAAGCGACCAGAUCCAAAAAGCAACCGAGGAGGUGUACAUUGUCGCCCAGGAGACAAACGAUGCAAAAAUCAUGAAUUCGCACGAACGCCUCAAGUGUGCCAUUGGUAAUUUUAGCCACUGGAAGCACUUGCGAAAAAACUGCCCAGGAGAAAUAGUAUAUAAGUGA
Molecule: messenger RNA, 702 nt
Organism: Gongylonema pulchrum
Lineage: Eukaryota; Metazoa; Nematoda; Chromadorea; Rhabditida; Gongylonematidae
Source: the annotation of a GenBank genome assembly